Meyerozyma guilliermondii ATCC 6260 is the source of this 1428-nucleotide messenger RNA. Its product is annotated as dolichyl-P-Man:Man(5)GlcNAc(2)-PP-dolichol alpha-1,3-mannosyltransferase. The record is from RefSeq and is a predicted model, not a curated record. Bases 1 to 1428 code for a protein of 475 amino acids. Gene Ontology annotation, molecular function: dol-P-Man:Man(5)GlcNAc(2)-PP-Dol alpha-1,3-mannosyltransferase activity. Gene Ontology annotation, cellular component: endoplasmic reticulum. Lineage: Eukaryota; Fungi; Ascomycota; Pichiomycetes; Serinales; Debaryomycetaceae. The transcript has a single exon.
AUGGAAGAGACCCAUGAACCAAAGAAGCAUUCUGAGAAAGAAGAAAUAGAGGAUGGGCUAAGUAGUAAGACCGAAGCGCCACAUCUUCCAGAGUUCACCUUCAAAAAUGUUUGCAAUGAUAUAAUAAACGGGGUAAUUGCUUUAUUCAUGGACCCUUUUUGCAAUGCCAUUGUGGUCCCAAUCUUGGUGGUUUUCACGUCCAUUGCUUGUAAGAUCGUCAUCGCCAAUGUCAAGUACACUGAAAUUGACUUCAAGACUUAUAUGCAACAGAUAGAUAUGAUCAACGAUGGUGAACUUGAUUACAGCUUGAUUGCCGGUGACACUGGUCCUAUAGUGUAUCCUGCUGGAUUUGUGCAAAUCUACCAAUGGCUCAGUUGGCUCAGUCUGGGAGGAGAGGACAUACCCGUGGUUCAAUCUGUGUUUGGAUAUCUUCACACAUUGACGGUUUUACUCACUUGUUGUACCUAUUCGUUGGUGGGUGAUGUUCAGCCAUGGGCAUAUAUGUUGAUCGUGGCCAGCAAACGGUUGAUGUCCAUUUAUGUGUUGAGACUCUUUAACGAUUGUUUCACUACUGCUUGUAUGGUGGGGGUGACAUUAGUCUUACAGGCAGCAUCUUAUUGGUUCGAUACUUUGGGUUCAACACUAGUCUUUCUUUUGACUUUAGUUGCAGCCGACUUGUAUAGUAUGGCUAUCUCAAUUAAGAUGAAUGCCUUACUUUUCAUGCCUGCAUUUCUUAUUGUGGUCUACUUUUUGUGCAUGGAAAACAUUUUGAAGUUGUUGGCUGUAAUUUUGGUGAUGGUAUUGGUCCAAGUAAUGGUCGGAUGGAAAUUCUUAUUGGUCUUGUUCCACGAUGAAGACGCAAACUAUUUGCGUAUGACAUACUUACAAAGAGCAUUUGAUUUCAAACGUUCGUUUCUAUAUGAAUGGACAGUCAAUUGGAGGUUUGUUCCGGAAGAAUACUUUACUUCCAAGCUAUUUGCAAACUUUCUUUUAGUGUGCCAUAUUUCAGUGCUUAUCUUCUUUGUGAUUUCUAGAUUCUUUAGUUCUAAAAUCACUGGAAAGAGCUUGGUAACCUUGGUCAAAGACGGCUUUAAACCUUUCAACACCAUAGCUUCCACAAAUCUUUAUGUGAACAAGAAACAAGGUCCUAAGCUCAUUUUGCUCACAUUUGCAACUACGAACACAAUUGGAGUACUUCUCUCCCGCAGUCUUCAUUACCAGUUUCUCUCUUGGUAUUGUUGGCAUAUGCCAUUCUUAUUAUAUUCGACUGGCUGGGGUCCCAUUAUUAGUGGUGCAAUGUGGGCCGUUCAUGAAUGGUGCUGGCUUACGUUUCCAUCGACCAUUCAAAGUUCAGCAAUAUUGGUAACUAUCUUGUCGUUUACUUUGGCCACAGUAUGGCAUCGUGGUGAAAAUUGGUAUGGGUCUUAG